CCGGCCUCCGACUGACACUUCGGGGGCGGGCCUGAGCCGGUUGAAAACGGGAGGCUGGAGCCGGCUGGCCCGGCGGGAGAGAAGCGGCGGCGCUGCUGUUGCUGUUGGCAGCUUUGGGCCUGCUGUGCGUCGCUUUGGCUGCCUCGGCUCGGGCUGGCAAGCCAAUGAGGGCCCGGACUCCGGCCCUCGCUGCCUCAGGAGCUGCCGGGAGCCCCCCGUGCCGACCGCCGGCCCGAAUAAGGGCGGGUUGACUGACCCCCCCCAUGCGGCGGCUCCAGGAGAAGUUCAGGAGAUUCAUGAAUCAUCCAGCUCCAGCAAACAGUCGUUAUAAACCUACUUGCUAUGAGCAUGCUGCUAACUGUUACACUCAUGCGUUUCUUAUUUUCCCAGCCAUUGUUGGUAGUGCCCUCCUUCAUCGACUCUCUGAGGAUCAAUGGGAAAAGAUAACAGCAUGGAUAUAUGGAGUUGGUCUGUGUGCACUUUUCAUCGUUUCAACAGUGUUUCAUAUCAUUUCUUGGAAGAAGAGUCAUCUAAGGACAAUGGAGCACUGUUUCCAUAUGUGUGACCGAAUGAUGAUCUAUAUCUUCAUUGCAGCAUCUUAUGCACCUUGGUUAAAUCUUCGUGAACUUGGGCCUCUGGCAUCUCAUAUGCGUUGGUUUAUCUGGCUAAUGGCUGCUGGAGGAGCUUGUUAUGUAUUUCUCUACCAUGAAAAGUAUAAAAUUGUGGAGCUCUUCUUCUAUUUAGCAAUGGGAUUUUCUCCUGCUCUAGUUGUAACUUCCAUGAACAACACGGAUGGACUUCAAGAACUUGCCUGGGGAGGCAUAAUUUAUUGUAUGGGAGUGAUCUUCUUCAAGAGUGAUGGAAUAAUUCCAUUUGCCCAUGCCAUCUGGCAUCUGUUUGUUGCCACAGCAGCUGCCGUUCAUUAUUACGCUAUUUGGAAGUAUCUUUACAGAAGUCCUGCAGAUAUCAUCCUUCAGCUAUGAUAUGAAACACAAAGAGACAUUUGCAACAACAAUAUGCCUUUGACUCAGUAUUACUUGGGGAAAAGAAAUUCUUGGGAAACGUGGGGAGGGGGAAUUGUAGAGGGAAAAAUGCACUGACUUCGAUCGUUUUCACCUUUACUGUGAACUUAAGUGACAAAAGUCUUUCGUAGAAUUACAGUUUGCAUAGCAAGUGCUGGAGCACCUCAUUCUGUAAGCACUGUCCUAGGAGAGCCUCAGUUGAAAUAAAUAGGACUUGGGCAAGAACAUGGCACUCCUGUUCAUUUCAGGCCAGCUUGCACAGAAGCCUAUUCUUUUCAUGUUGCAUCCACCAUGAAGAUGUGGAGGCUACAUCUAACCGGUGAACUUACAGGUGGGGCAUUUAAGUCCAUUUAAGCCCAGGUUGGGAUUGUGGUUCAAACCAACAUGCUGCAUUAUGAAAUAUCCAUUCCACAUUAACAAGCUACAACGAUGUGAAAAAAUGGGUGGUGGUAUGUUUACAAAUUCUUUUUUAAUGUCUGUCGUAAGUUUAACUUCUGCAUCUUUAAACGAUGUAAACUUACGAAUUGUAGAAGUUUUAUGUGAUAGCAAAACCACAUUUUUAAAAUUGCCUCGAUCACUUUUCACAAAUAAUUUCAUAAAAUACAAAUCAUGGACCGAUAGGGUUUAGCUCUUCCCUCCCAAACCUGAUAAACCAAUGUGACUUUUAUAAAAUGUUUUUUUAAAAUAAAUUAAAGAAAUGGCUUUUUUUUUUCUUUUCUUUUUUUGGGGGGCAAAAACCAAAAACAAACCUGCUACAUUCAAUGUAUUGGUACAUAAUAUCUAUCAGGUUUUUCAUUUAAAAGAAAAUGUGAUUGAUAAUAAUUUCUAAAACUGGCUUUGCCAAACUAAAAACCUGAAAAGCUUCCGCCCACUGUGGUAAACUGAAUUGCCUGUGUGGAAUGUAUUUCAGAAUACAACUAAUGCUACCUAAUACAGUGCCAUUUCUAGAAGAAUUUGUAGGUACCUGUGUGAAAGCAUUCUGAACAUUUUAGUUAGAAAUUGUGACCAGCAGUUAACAGCUGUAACAUUUGAAUGACUAAAGCAUCAGUAAUUUUGUAGAUUCGUAAGAUAUUUGGUGCUCAAGAAGAGGUUCUAGUGCAACUUUAUGCCUAUUUACUCAGAAGUAAAUCUCGUGGUAUUAAUGAGGUUUACUCCCUAGUGAUAUUAGGACUGCGUCCUUACAGUAUUCAAGAUUACUAGUUGAGCCAAUUACUCCCAUUGGGUGUAACCUCACUAGGAUACUUUUGCCAUUUCUGAAAACUAAAGAAUUGCUGAUAAAUUUUUGAAUAUUAAUAGUGAGUGGUUCACUAUAACACCCAAAUGGCCUUUAUUGAAGGGAAACUUAAAAGACUUGUGAUGUCUCCUCCAUUUGGGAUUUAAAAUCACAAAACUGCAAGCGUAUGUGGUUCUUACCAUAGUAAUUGGGAUAAUAACGGUAGCAGUUUGGUUGUCUGGUGUGCUUAUUAAAUGACAAGAUGUUUGAAUCUUCGUUGUGAUGGUCAUUGUCAAGUUACUGUAUACGUCCCACUGUAUUAUGAAUGUCUUAUAUUAAGAUUGAAUUUAUGCUUUUUGUAACUUGCUCUUUUUCAUGUAAGUGGUUAAAAAAAAAAAAACCUCUAACGAAACAUGUUGCCUUUUUCAGAUUUUACUCUGGAGAUUUUACCUGUGAAACAACAGAAUGAAACUAUAAAAAUGUUGGGGGAGGGUUGCCCCUCAGCACCCAGGAGUAUGUAAACCUCUUCAACAUUUGCCAGUUGGUUGUAAUCUGGCUUCUAGAGUUUGAUGCCUUCGUUUUAGAUUAGAGAGGCUGCUCAGAAAGAAACCUGGUUUCAGUGCAGUAUUAGCUAAUGACUAUAAAAUUGUAACUUAUCAGACUCUCUUCCAAAGCUGUUCAGAGUGUGAAGGGGUCUGUAAAUUUCUGACUAAGCAGUAGUUGUUUCUUUUUCUUAACAUGUCAACAUUUUAUAGACAAUGUUGCAAAAGAACGGAAGAGCCUUACAAGAAAUUUCCAUCUAGCUAUUGGAAUCCAAGAGUUGGAGAACUUAAAUAUAUCAGAGUACAAAACGUUUACUGCGUCCAUUCUGGAAUAUCUGAAUGACACAGUUCUGUUUUUUAUUUUCUUAACUGAUGUAUCUGAUUCUAAAUAUUUUCACUUUACAUGAGUUCUCUUAAGUGUAGUGCUGUUAAAACCACUAAAAUGUGUUUAAAGCUCUGUUUUUGUUAAAACUAGUUCUAAAUAAUACUGCUACCUUUAUGGUAAUUUCUUGUGGUCUUUAUAAUGUUGCAUAUUUUAAGGAUGAAAAGUGUUAAGGUUGAAAACAACUGAACAUGUCCUACCCCUAAUUUAAUCUAGUUCCUGAAGGUUAAAUGUACUGGAUUAAUGCAAAUAAACAUUUUGUGCAAUUUGGAA
Pantherophis guttatus is the source of this 3432-nucleotide messenger RNA. RefSeq names its product monocyte to macrophage differentiation associated (gene MMD). NCBI's taxonomy places the organism in Eukaryota, Metazoa, Chordata, Lepidosauria, Squamata, Colubridae. The record is from RefSeq and is a predicted model, not a curated record. Gene Ontology annotation, molecular function: pore-forming activity. Gene Ontology annotation, cellular component: membrane.